Messenger RNA from Schistocerca nitens (vagrant locust), 4006 nucleotides. RefSeq names its product mesoderm posterior protein 1 (gene sage). Bases 212 to 835 code for a protein of 207 amino acids. The record is from RefSeq and is a predicted model, not a curated record. Gene Ontology annotation, biological process: regulation of transcription by RNA polymerase II; mesoderm formation. Gene Ontology annotation, cellular component: nucleus. The transcript has 4 exons. Gene Ontology annotation, molecular function: protein dimerization activity; RNA polymerase II cis-regulatory region sequence-specific DNA binding; DNA-binding transcription factor activity, RNA polymerase II-specific. Lineage: Eukaryota; Metazoa; Arthropoda; Insecta; Orthoptera; Acrididae.
GUGAGGCGCCGCGCCGGCUUCCUGCGUGGCAGCUGAGCCGACCGGACGACACACGGCACACGACACGACACGCAGCAGCCACGAGGUGCGACGCCCCGGCCACACCACACGCAGCUGAGGGCGGCGGCGCGCUCCUACCUGCUGCCACACCCCACCUGCCGCUGCCUGGCUGCCCGCGACCGCGCGCUGGAGGAAGCUGCCUGACUGACGGAUGUUUUGCUGCAGCAGUGCCGGCGAGCUCGCCAUGUCCGCCGACUCGGACAGCGGCGGCUACGAGAGGUGCUCGGCGGACGGCGGCGGCCGCGUGCUGGCCAUCCGCGCGCCGGCCGCGGUCCGCGCAUGCGCGCUGUCGCCCCCCGGCGCGGACCCCGUGCGCAUCUCGGCCGUCCCCAACGUCGCCUGGCGGCCGCAAGUCGCCUCGCAGAUGGAGAGAGAUUACAAGAAGUCUGCAUGCGAUAGAGAGAGAACGCGCAUGCGUGACAUGAACCGAGCCUUCGACCUGCUGCGGGAGCGACUGCCAACGUGCAAGCCGCAGGGCAAGAAACUCUCCAAGAUAGAGUCCCUCAGGCUGGCGAUCCGCUACAUCCGGCACCUGCAGGCGCUGCUAGAGGAACCACUGCCGCCGCCAGAGCCCGCGGGCCUCAGCUUGGGGGUGGGCCUGGGCCUGUCGCCGCAGCCCGCCCCCGCCGCCGCCCCCGCUCCCGUCGGCUGCUACUGCCCGGACCCCUCGUGCCAGCCGCCCCCGCACGCCUUCGGCUACGGCUACUACCUGCCCUCGGAGAUGGCUGCCCUUCACCAGCCCACCGUCGACUACUCGUUCCUGCAGCACUACUGAUCGCCGCGCCGCCACCUCACCGACCGACGCUGCUGGCGCGCGGACAAAGACAGGACCUGAAUGCCAGCAGUUCUCGGACUCCAUCCCCCCCUCCCCGUCUCCUUGUCUGUCUCAUUGCUACUACUAGUCGUCAGCGUUUCAUAAAACCCAUUUAUUCCACACACAAGGUUAAGGAAGAUUUUGCGACAAUGUCAUCCGUAGUUAACUAUGGAACAGAUUCGUAUCUAACUGUUUUGUGACAAGUGAGUGUUUAGUAUUUUUAAGAUACAUAUAGGCAUAUACGACGCAUCAGUGACAGAAACUGGAUGUAUCUACCACAUGAACAGUCCUCACUAACUAUCAAUUCCUUUGUUGCUUUGCCUUACAAUACACUGUCAUUUCUAGAGUUUAUUAUCACAGGAUACGAGUUACAAUUUAUCGUCUAAAGUUGUGAGUCUGUUCUCAUAACUCUAAUGCUUUCAGAGUCCGUCCUUAGACGCAUUCCACAACUUUUCUUUCUUAUUUCAGUCGUACAAGGAAGACUAUAGCUGGCAGACCUAAGAAAAGACAACGAUGAGAUUACGCGUCCUAAGGUCCAACUGAUCAUGAAUUACGACAAUCCCAACGAAGGUUACUGCAACGGAAUAGAGUAUGGUCCAGCAGAACAACCUAGAUAACUUCAACUUGCGAUGAGUGGUUUCAUCUGUUAAAAUAUAUAAGAAAAUCAUACCGCUCGGACAAAAAUUAGUUUCCUCUUACGUCAAAACAGAUAACAGGUACUUACGUUGCACCAUUUUUUUGACCCUCAUACAGUAUUUAAUGCGUUUGUUUUACAACAUAGUAGGAAAUAUUUUCCACAGCCCCACAGUAAUUUCAGAGAAAAUGUUGUUAAUUCAUCAGCUAGACAUACUUCUCAUUCAUGUUUCCAUCGGAUAACAAGCCUUAUUAGUUUACGCUUUAUUUAGGAGGUGCAAAUAAAAAUCUAAUCAUUCGUAAUUACGGUAACGCCGAUUCGGGAACAGAAACAGAAUGGGAUGUAAUGGCUGCCACAAAAUAGAAAUCUAUUUGUACGAGGGCCGUUCAGAAAGUAACCUCCGGUUUAUUUAAAAAAUACACCAAGUUAAAUAAAAAUAUUUUAAUAUAUACAUCUUACAACUACAUCUUUGCACUAUUUUUCUACAUAGUCUCCAUAGCGAUUGAGGCACUUAUCGUAUCUCUUCACAAGCUUUGAAAUUCCUUCUGCAUAAAAAUCACCCGCUUGUGCCUGGAGCCAGCCUGUGACCGCAUCUUUGAGCUCUUCGUCGUCAUCAAACCGCUGUGACCCGAGCCAUUUCUUCAAAUGCAUGAAGAGGUGAUAAUCACUUGGCGCCAGGUCUGGGCUGUAAGGUGGAUGGUUGAUAACGUCCUAUUGAAGGACUCAAGAAGGGCCGUUGUUCUGCGAGCAGAGUGAGGACGGGCGUUAUCGUGCAAAAAAACGAUACCGGAAGUCAGCAUACCACGGCGUUUGUUCUGUAUAGCCCGUCGUAACUUUUUUAUUGUUUCACAGUACACGUCUUGAUUAAUGGUCGUACCACGUUCCAUGAAUUCAACCAACAACACCCCUUUGGCAUCCCAAAACACCGUUGCCAUCAGUUUUCUGGCAGAAAAAUCUUGCGAGGCUUUUCUUGGUUUGGUAGGCGAAUUUGAAUGUGCCCACAUCUUCGAUUGUUCUUUUGUCUCAGGGUUCACGUACUUAAUCCAGGUUUCGUCACCGGUCACGAUUCUGUUUAACAAUGGUUCUCCUUCGUCCUCAUAACGUGACAGAAAGUCUAAUGCAGAGGCCAUUCUUUGAGUUUUGUGGUGGUCGGUAAGAAUUUUGGGCACCCAUCGUGCACAGAACUUACGGUAACCCAAUCUUGCUGUCACUAUCUCGUACAAGAGAGUCUUAGAAAUCUGUGGAAAACCAGUAGACAACUCCGACAUUGAGAAACGUCGAUUUUCACGAACUUUUGCAUCAACUGUCUGAACGAGUUCGUCAGUCACCAAUGAUGGUCUACCACUCCUCUCUUCAUCAUGAACGUUUUCUCGUCCACUUUUAAGUAAACGUACCCAUUCACGGACAAAUUCUUCACUCGUAACUCUUGGUCCGUACACGGCACAAAGCUCACGAUGAAUAGCUGCUGCAGAAUAUCCUUUGGCUGUAAAAAACCUUAUGACAGCACGCACUUCACAUUUGGCGGGGUUUUCUAUUGCAGCACACAUUUCAAACUGCCACAAAAACUAAACUAGCGCAGGUACGACGUUCACUCGACCACGGCUUGAUGCCGACUGACCUGUUGAGUGCGUGAACGCACAGAUGGCGUCGCUACUCCCUCCACAAACCGCACUGUGACCAAUCGGAGGUUACUUUCUGAACCGCCCUCGUAAUUCUUCUUUCCGUUUAUAAUUUCUUUUCCUUUUGUAUUCCACAUGAAAGUAGUCAGAAAGUCGAAAUAUACCUUAUAGGUGCCAACCAACCAAUAUACAGAUUCCCAUUGCACAUAUACAUUGCCUAUACGUUGCGAGAAUCGUGUUUACACGAAGCAUCUGAAAUAGAUGGACCACUUCUAUACAGUAGUAUAACUCUAGUCAGAGGGCAACACAUACGUAAAGCAUAACCUGGAUCGCUAGCGUAUACUUUUAUCGACUGACAACGACGUAGUCAUAAUAAGGGAAAGCUGAGGUUCUCAUUCAGCACUGGAACUUCAGUGUUGCAUCUAACGAUUGAGAACGCCCCAGAUCGAACCCAUAAGCUGCUAGUAAACUUUGCAUAGAGUUAUUUUCUACAGAAUUAUCUCUUCACAGCAACGGAUAUAUUUCUGUUCCAUUUCACAUUAGAUCCGUGGGUGGCACAAUGCUUAGAUAUUCCUACAAGUGGCUAUCCAAAAAUGCAUGAAACUAGUCACUUUACUCGUGUGUGCAGUCGAAAGAGGAUUUUGUUUGCGUAGUCCAUAAUUAUUUAUACCUUGCAGUGAUUCUUGUUCUUGUAGAAUAUAAUCACUAGUCUUAACUACCAAUGUGGUUCUGAAAAUGCAGAAGCACUUACAAUAAACAUGUAAUACAUGUACUUCUAUUUACUUACGUAAGUUAUCAACUCAAAAUAAAAUAUAUUGCAACAUAAAAUUGUUUUCUACUGUGGUCAAGAAUUGCACUAUGACAACACGCUAAAGUGUA